Messenger RNA from Fusarium poae, 2337 nucleotides. RefSeq lists its product as uncharacterized. The record is from RefSeq and is a predicted model, not a curated record. Lineage: Eukaryota; Fungi; Ascomycota; Sordariomycetes; Hypocreales; Nectriaceae. The coding region runs from base 1 to 2337 and encodes 778 amino acids. The transcript is spliced from 2 exons.
AUGCCACGCGACUUUGGACUGGACUUGUCUGAGGUAGAACUUGACCAUCUGAAGCAAGAUGUGAGCCAGAAAUCUUGGUAUAGCUCGAAGCAUGACGGGAAAUAUUCUCCGAUUGGCGGUGACGACGAUAACAUUGUCACGCCUUCAAUACCAGACCACGCGACAAAAGGCCCAACCCAAAGCACAGAGUCUCUUAUAAAAGAUUCAUCAAACACCAAAAAACAAUCUUACUGGAAAAGCUUCAAGGGCCCCGAGAGCCCCAAAAAGGUUUGCGAAAAUGGUAUUUGGGCUGUCAUUCGCCAUCUCGCCUUAUUCCAUAUUCCACCCAUCGGCAUCACCUUGGCUCUUCUUGGACUCUAUGUCCACAAGAUACGGUGGGGUGAUUUGACUGAAGAGCAAUUGAACUUCUUGCAAUUUGCAGCCAAGGCUCAUGAGAUAUUGAUCUUGGUGUCUUUGACUGAUAUCUUGUUGCAACGAAUUUGCUACAGUCUCCUUUGCGAGGAUGAGGGCGUUCCACUGGGUCUUCUAUCAUCACCAUUUCAACUUGGAUCACCGCUCCAGUAUUUCUUCAGCUGGGAGUUGUGGGCUUGCCUUGUACAACCAGGCGUCAAGCCUAAGAAGACGCCAUCUUGGACCACCGGUAUCGUCAUCAUCGUUACAGUUUUGCUUUCCAUUGCGGCUGCUCCACUAUCAGCCAUUGUCAUGAUCCCUCGAGAAGGGUGGUGGCAAGUAUUUUAUACACCCGAUGAUGAUCUUAAACACAAUUCCUAUUUUAAAUCCGACAUCUACCCGAACGAUCUAGGCAAGACAAAAACCGAUCGGUAUCUCAUACAACCGGAAUCUAACUCCAGUCUCUACCUCCCUGAGUCAUCUCUUCCACCCAUACUCUCAGACAUACCUUCAGCCAACAGGGAGAUUAAUCUUCCGCGACUAUCCAACAUCACAUAUACAAACUACGAAAGCUUAUUUGCCUCGAAUCGAGUUAUUUCAUUAACCCAAGCUGUACCUGGUGCUGAGCUCGACCUUGCGGUUGCCACAACGCCAAUGGACACUCUGUCUGUAAAGGCUCGAAGCGUCUGGGACACUCGUGAUGAGGAGCCAAAGGAUCUUCUCAUCAAGUCUUACUGGAGGACUCUAAAAUCACCUUCUCCAAGAAAGUGGAAGCAGCCUCUUGUGGCUGUGGAAUGCGCAUGGAACCAGACAAGUGGCUCCGAGUCAUAUUUCAGCUUUCCGUCGGCUAUGUCCACGGACGAGGUAACCAUGACUUUUGAGGACGAUCCCCAAUUCAAGGAUUUGGUUACCAGGGCCCGAAAAAUGCCGAAGAACAAGUUUCCUGAUGUCAGACAUCGGGCAUGGGCGCCGUCCGACAAAGCCAACAAAUUGGUCAGUGCUAAUUUUCUACUCUUGGCAGAAGUACCAGAGUAUUUCGACAACGGCACUUUCAAAACAUAUGAGUACUCGGAUCGUACUGAAACGAGCCUGGGAAUUUAUUUCUGUCGUGUCUAUGCUCGGUGGGCAGAAGUAGAUUUCUGGGUUGAACGUGGGAAAUCUGACCUUGUACAGAGUCAGUUCGACCACUCCUUGUUCGACAUUUACAAUCUACUCGGCAAUUCUGCAACCGAAUACGAGCCCAUCAAGAUGCAUACAGAGUGGCUGGACGCAGUUGGUCGUCGAAGAAACGAGACUGGUCAGGUCGUUGCCGAACAGGGUUCGAUUUGGGAUAAUGCCAUUGAUAUCACCAACGAUAUUCGGAGUCGCAUCUCCUACGCAACCGCCGAAGAGUCUAAGACAUUUCUUCAAUUAGCAUUAGGUGUGCAUCUGGCUGAUAUCCUGUCACGGAUGGGCCCGGACUUUUAUGAUCGAAAGGGACUCCGCCCUCCAGAUGGUGAUGACGGAAAUCCUCCUGGACCGAGUGAUUAUAUCGUCGAACAAAACCUCUUCUUGGGCGGUUACGGCUACAGUAUUGAGAGUAGUAACACUAUCCCUCUAGCACUUGGGAUUCUACUAUUACAUGUGGCCAUUGUUCUUGUCCAUGCUUUCAUUAUUAUAUUCUUCCGACAUCGGUGGCUGAGUUCUUGCUGGGCGAGUUUUGGGCAGGUUCUUGUGCUGGCUUUACGCUCUGAGAAGCAUGAUCUGGGAAAUGUUGGUGGUGGAGUCGAUAGCUCACAAACAUGGAGCACUUCUGCGACAGUAAGAGUAGUUGGAGACGGUGGAAGAUUGGAGAUGGUGCUCAACAAUGCAGGAAAUAGCGACGGGCUAAUACAGGGGGGAGGAUAUAAGGAAGAAGGUGGUAGCACCGGGUACACCCGCGUCGAUCCAGGCGUUAGAUACCGCUAG